Messenger RNA from Cynara cardunculus var. scolymus (artichoke), 5492 nucleotides. RefSeq lists its product as uncharacterized. Gene Ontology annotation, molecular function: protein binding. The record is from RefSeq and is a predicted model, not a curated record. The coding region runs from base 86 to 5314 and encodes 1742 amino acids. The transcript is spliced from 10 exons. Lineage: Eukaryota; Viridiplantae; Streptophyta; Magnoliopsida; Asterales; Asteraceae.
CCUUCGUAUACGCAGUCAUUCUCACACAGCAAAAGAAACCCUUGGCGUCUCCGAGCUCUCAAUCUCCGUUCCUCUCCGAUCAUCAAUGGCCGACAAAACCGACUUCCUUCAUUCUCAUCAUCACCCUCAGAUCUCCAGAGAUGGGCAUGGGUCUGACAGUUCUAUUCCGCUUUCACCACAGUGGCUUCUGCCGAAACCCGGGGAGAAUAAGACUGGAACUGCAUCUGGGGAGAUUCAUACGAGUCCUUUUCCAACUUUUGCCAAUCGCCCGGGUGUCGGGAAAUCACAUGGAAACAAUGACCAGGUCCAUGAUAUCCAGAAGAAGGAUGUGUUUCGCCCUUCCAUGCUUGAUAACCGUGAGCGCUGGCGUGAUGAGGAGAGAGAGACAAAUAUCUCUGUUCGCAAGGAUAGGUGGAGGGAGGGUGAUAAAGAGCUUGGGGACAACCGCAAGGUGGACACCUCCUCUGGAAGAUACUAUGGAGAAGUACGACGUGCACCAUCUGAGAGGUUGGCUGAUUCGGGAAAUAAGGAUGCAAAUCAUGAUCAGCGCCGUGAGAGCAAAUGGAACACACGUUGGGGACCUGAUGACAAGGAAACUGAUGGUCUGCGUGACAAGUGGACCGAUUCUGGAAAAGAUCAUGAUGUUCCUCUUGACAAAGGCUUCUCACAUCUGAAUCAUGGAAAGGAUGAGCGGGAUACUGAUCAUCCACGGCCAUGGAGAUCGAGUUCUGCUCUCAAUCGAGGUAAAGUUGAGAUUCCUUACCAAAGCCCAACCUCAAACAAGCUUUCUCCUAUGUCUGUUCAUGGUCGAGGACGUGGUGAAAAUCUUAAUCCGACUUUUUCCCUUGGUAGGGGAAGGGGUGUCUUUGAAGGGAACCCAAUGAAUAAUACCUCUAUUGAUUCACAUUCAUUAGCAUCUUUUUCUGAUAAGAUUGAUCGAUGUCAUGAGGAGCCCUCUUCUGUGAGAUACAGCAGGGCAAAGCUGAUUGAUGUGUACAGGAUGACUGAUAUGAGAUCCAGUGAAAGGAUGUUAGAUGGUGUCAUGCUAGUGCCUUCACUUACCCAGGAAGAACCAUUGGAGCCUCUUGCACUUAUCGCACCUACCCCUGAGGAACUGUUUAUAUUGAAGGGGAUUGACAAAGGGGACAUACUAAGUAGUGGUGCUCCCCAAAUUACUAAAGAUGGAUCUGUUGGGCGUAACAUGGUUGAUGUGCAGUCAAGAAGAACCAAAUUUGGGAGUAGAGAAGAUCUACCAGUUGCUGCCGACAAUUACAAAGACGAGGCCACUGAUGGGUUUAAAGAAGCAGAAUAUGGUGCUUCUUGUGCAAGGAAUAAUGAUGUGGGAAUUACUAGAGAAUCAAGAAUGCAUGGAACCUCUGUUCACCCCGGGGCAAGUUGGCGUUCUUUAUCAACUGGAGAGCGUCUACAAUCAAACUCACAUGACUUGAGGGAUCUCCCAGCUGACAUCAGGUCAAGAACUGACAUAAGCUGGUCGCAGCCUCAAAAGGAUACAACCAAUGAGUGGAGUGGCAGUUCUGCAAAUCCAUCUUACUCCAAAGAAGGGCCUAAAUGGCAGGUUAGCGAGGAUCCAGUUAUUAAAAGGCAACCAUCAGGAAUUUCAGACAGGGAACAAGAAACAAGGAUACAUUCUCAGCCAUCUCCUGAAGACCUGGUACUUUUUUAUAAAGACCCUCAGGGUGCAAUUCAAGGUCCUUUUACUGGCAGUGAUAUCAUUAGUUGGUUUGAGGCUGGAUACUUUGGGAUAGAUCUGUUAGUACGUCUUGCAAAUGCACCACAGGACUCGCCAUUUGGUUUACUUGGUGAUGUUAUGCCUCAUCUGCGUGCAAAGGCCAGACCACCACCUGGUUUCAGUGCAGCAAAACAAAGUGAAGUCAAUGAUGAAUCCAGUAAGCCAAACUUCACCAGCUUUAGUAAGCUUUACACUGGCUCAGGUGAGAAUACCAUGCUGAAAAAUGAACCAAGAUUUCAACAUGGUUCAAGUGCAGAGGCUGAGAAUAGGUUUAUCGAGUCACUGAUGUCUAGUAACAUGGGUGGUGGCCCACUGGAGAAGUUCGGUCUCUCUGAAGGCAUGCAGGGAUAUUUUGGAAACUCCAACACGGUUCCUCCCUUAGGAACAGAGAGUGGGGAUAACUUGUACCAAUUGGCCAAGAGGAUACAGCUUGAAAGGCAAAGAUCAUUGCCUAAUCCUUACUCUCUUUGGACGGGAAGGGAUGCGGCUUCUAUUGGCCCUAAGUCUGAUAUUCAUCAAGAUCCUGCUAUUCCACAAUCCAAUGUUCUGUCAGCUGUAGCUGAGAAUCUUCGUCAGCAACCGCAACCCCCAAAUGUCCCAAGUCCCGAGUUCAUGUCCAUUCUUCAGGGGUUAUCUGAUAGGCCUACCUUUGCUGUGAACAGUGGCGUAACGAGUUGGUCAAAUUUCUCAGUUCCUGGUGGUCUGGACCCACAUCAGGAUAAGCUGGACAUGGCUCAUGGCAAAAAUUUCCCUCUUCAAACAUCCUUUGGAGUCCACCAAAGGCUGCAACCACAGAAUCUGUCCACACUGACAAAUUUGCAUGCUCAAGGUUUUGAUAAUCCGUCUGGUCCAUUAAUCCCUGAAAAGUUGCUUGCUUCUGGCCUCUCUCAAGAACCUCAACUGUUAAGUUUGUUGCAACAGCAACACAUGUCACAAUUGAAACAUCAGGCCCCAAUACCUACGCAACAGCUGUCAAUAUUGGAUGAAUACUUGUUGCUUAAACAGCAACAGCAAAAGCAGGAGCUGCAGCAGCAGCAACAGUUAUUACGACAGCAACUGCUUUCCCAGGUGCUCACUGAGCAACAUUCUCAGCAGCAUUUGGGCAAGCAAUCUUAUGGACAACUGCAGACGUUGGGCUUACCAGUUGUGAGCUCUGCGUUGGAUCAUCUUGGGUUUCAGCCUGCACAUGAAAUGUUCCAGAUGGUAUCACAGAAUCAAGCUAUUAAUAUUCAGGAUACAAGGACUAUUGACUUCGUUAAUAUGCCUCCAGUUGUUUCGCAAGAUGGCAACCAUAUCAGUGAAUCUGAAGCCUCUAUACAUUUACCUCAUCAAUUGGUGGAGAAUAGAGCUCAUCAAAAAGGUUCGGAUGCUAUGGCGCCGGAACAAAGUGAUGAAAAUGGUCAUAGGAAGGGUUCUGAUGAUAAUUGUUUACAGGAGCAAGCAAUUCCAGUUGGUUUGAGAGCCGAGGAAGAUGUUGCAAUAUCAACCUGUGAAGAUUUGAUGUCUGUACCUGCAGAACAAUUUCAAAGUUCAUCAGCUGUGCCCUCUGUGGGACCUCCUGACAAUCAAGUUACAAGGUCUGAACAUCUUGAUAAUUUGAAGCUGUCCUCUGUUGAUGUUGUCGAUUUGCCGAAGAUUCAAAAUAGAUCAUCUAAUGAACCUUCUGUUCCAAAAGAAGCAAAAGUUGUUGAAGCACGCGAGGUUAAAAAAGCUUCUGAAAAGAAGUCAAAGAAACAGAAGUCCUUCAAGGCACAAUCCUCUGACCUGGCAAAGACGUCAUCUAAAACACAGCAGCCGAAGCAAUCUGUACCUGAAGUGAACAAAGUCAGUCAGGUCGAUUUUGAUAUGCAGAGUGUUAAGCAUGAAGCGAAUCCAGGAGAAGUCGGAGAAUGUAAAUCUGAUGUAGUCACGGUAGAUCCGAACAGUGUGUCCGGUGGUGAUAGCCAGAUUUCUGAGAAAAAGAAUGAGGCUGAACUGUCAGGAUCUAUCACACAACACCACACACAAGUAAUUACAGGUCAACGAGCUUGGAAGCCUGCUCCGGGAUUUAAGCCAAAGUCAUUGCUCGAAAUUCAGCAGGAAGAGCAGUGGAGAGCACACGCACAGGCACAAGCACAGGCAGAAAUGACUGUUUCUGAUAUUUCAACAUCUCUAGGCUCCAUAAAUAUAUCCACACCUUGGGCUGGUGUUGUUGGAAAUUCAGAUUACAAGGAAAAUAGUAUAGACCGUGUAAGUUCUGAGCCAACUGUUGCUGAGGGUUAUCUGUAUCAAAAGAACAAGAAGGGGCAGUUGCAUGAUCUUUUUGCUGGAGAAGUUAUGGGGAAACCUAGUGAAAGAGAGUCUGCAAGUUCUGACAGUAUCUCUCAUGUCCCAGCAUUACCUGUGACCGGUUCUCUAUCAGAUUCAAUAGAUGAUGGAAACUUUAUUGAGGCUAAAGAAACUAAAAGGAGUCGCAAAAAGUCUGCAAAAGCCAAGUCUUCAGGAGCCAAGGUUUCGGUCCCUGUUGCUGCUGCUGAAAUUCCAGUUAGCUCAAGUCCCAACGAGAAAGGCAAAAAUUCGCGCCAGACACUAGAGGAGAAGGAUUUGUUACCAGCUGUUCCAUCUGGUCCUUCGCUGGGAGAUUUUGUGGUCUGGAAAGGGGAGACUGCCGCUCCUUCACCUGCUCCAGCUUGGUCCACUGAUUCAGGAAAAUCUGCUACACGCACAUCUUUAAGGGACAUCCUGAAGGAGCAAGAGAAAAAGGUUUCUUCCGGCCAGCAUCAAACACCAGUGCCAACCCCUCAGAAAUCUGCAUCUGUUCAGUCAAACCGUGGAAAUGGUCCAUCAUGGUCGUCUUCCAUGUCAUCUCCUGCAAAGGCCGCAUCCCCUGUCCAGAUUAUAUCCCAUGGUGCCUCUCAAUCAAAAAACAAAGUAGACGAUGAUCUGUUCUGGGGUCCAGUUGAUCAUCCGAAGCAAGAACCAAAGCAGUCGGAUUUUCCUCAACUUGCAAACCAGGGUGGUUGGGCAAAGAAGAUCCCUGGAAAAGGAAUUUCUGGUGGGUCCUUGAGCCGAGAGAAGUCUAUGGGUGGCAGGUCUGCUGAAAUUUCCCUUUCCUCAUCUCCUGCAUCAAAGGGGAAAAGAGACGUGUUAACUAAACAUUCAGAGGCAAUGGACUUCAGAGAUUGGUGUGAGAGUGAGUGUGUCAGGCUUAUUGGAACAAAAGAUACAAGUUUCUUGGAAUUUUGUUUGAAGCAGUCAAGAUCAGAGGCAGAGAUACUGCUGAAGGAGAACCUCGGUUCUUAUGACCGUGACCAUGAGUUCAUUGACAAGUUCCUCAACUACAAAGACUUCAUGCCAUCUGAUGUGCUGGUGAUUGCGUUUCAAGGUGGGAAGGCUUCUGGAGACGCCUCAUACCGCGUCUAUGAUGGGGCCCGAGAUGCUGAGGUGGGCGGCAGCAAUGCAAAUGUGGGUGGAGGCGGCAAGAAGAAGGGGAAGAAAGGGAAGAAGGUUAGUCCUGCAGUUUUAGGUUUCAACGUUGUUAGCAACAGGAUCAUGAUGGGAGAGAUUCAGACCGUUGAGGACUAGGGGAUCGUUUUGCUAUUUUGUAGUUGUAAAUACUUUUAAAUCUCGAGAGAUAGAGAAGAUGACUGUAAAUGAUUAUUACUAUUACUAUCAAGUUUAGGGGGGAAACGGUUUUCGUUGUUCUUGUUCGGUUACAGGGCUGACAGCAGAAAAAAAGCUAAUGUAAUGUUGGUUUGCUCUA